Molecule: messenger RNA, 1074 nt
Organism: Lotus japonicus
Lineage: Eukaryota; Viridiplantae; Streptophyta; Magnoliopsida; Fabales; Fabaceae
Exons: 4
Coding region: 323-814 (163 amino acids)
Source: RefSeq, a predicted model, not a curated record
ACAAUGCUUCAUUAACUACAACUAGAGUAUUGUUCUGUUCAUCUUCUUUACCUUCACCGUCACACAGUAACAGUGCUUCCCUCAAGCCACGUAAACGAAGCAGCAAGAUCAUUGAGAGCUUAUAACUGGUACAGUGCUUCUCUCCGAGGAGUGUGCCUCAGCCAAGGUUGGGUCAUAAUUCCACGAGUAGCCUCACCAAUAUCCACCGCGGUUGAGCAAUGACUGAGUUGAACUGUUGAGUGUCAUCGUCUUGUUUUUCCCUCACAAUCUAACUGCUGCUUGCUUGUUGCUGCCAACUCUAUUCGCAAUUUGAAGCUGCCAAAUGAAACUGAGGGUUGUCUGCAGGAAACUUUACGACUAUGUACGCUAUGAUCUCAAAGAAAUUGCUUUUCCUUCAUCUUUGCCUGACCCUCCUGACAUGAAAAAGCGCCUGAAAUUGAGCUGGGAGGAGCGUAUAUGGGUUUUGAAGAGGGCUGCUAGGCUUUAUGCUGCUAGCUGGGUUCGUGACAUUGGUCCUGAUCUUCGGCCAGAUGAUUAUAAGAACGAUGAUAUGACUGAUGAACCAAAUGGUGAUAAGGAAACAACUAAAGGAAAAGAACCCUCAACACUGGAGGAUCUUGCUGUAGCUGCCAGAGGGGGAAUGGAGACUCUAAGACCUGCUUUGCAGCGUGUGUAUAUGACCAGAGCUGCUUCAUACAGAGAUGCUCUUAAAAGUUUUAUACAAGGGUACCAAGAGGGUGUUCAGCAAGUAAUGGAGAAGAUAGAAGAUUCCAAAACUAAAGAAGAUGGCGAUAUACCAAAAAAACCAACUUGAACUGGUUUGUAGUAGGCAGUGUCUCAUUUCUACUCCUGCAGAUCCACUGAUUAUUUAGACUCAAGCAUGCAGCUUUCAGAAAUUAGUGGUAGUACCGAUUUUGUUUGGGCAAAUUUUUUCUUAUACCGAAUUUUAAUUUUUAAAUUGUGUGCUUUACUGUGAUAUUAAUGGUAUGUUUGUUCAACAAAUGGUAGCAUUAGCACUUUGUGAUGCCAUGCUUCUUUAAUAGCUAUUGCAAAUGGUAUGUUUUUUUAAUAGCA